Messenger RNA from Medicago truncatula (barrel medic), 2129 nucleotides. Its product is annotated as dol-P-Man:Man(6)GlcNAc(2)-PP-Dol alpha-1,2-mannosyltransferase. The record is from RefSeq and is a predicted model, not a curated record. Bases 158 to 1864 code for a protein of 568 amino acids. Gene Ontology annotation, cellular component: endoplasmic reticulum membrane. The transcript is spliced from 10 exons. Gene Ontology annotation, molecular function: alpha-1,2-mannosyltransferase activity. Gene Ontology annotation, biological process: protein N-linked glycosylation. NCBI's taxonomy places the organism in Eukaryota, Viridiplantae, Streptophyta, Magnoliopsida, Fabales, Fabaceae.
AUGUGAACAUGCAAAAGCUGCAGAGGAAAGAAAAAGUGAAGAAUAAUCUAUUCACAAAACCACAUUGAGCACACUACACUAUUCACAAAACCACAAAGAAGAAGAAGAACAAAACUCUUCAAUUUCAAAUUCCCAUUUCCACAUUUCAUUUCAAUAGAUGGAUAUAUCUCAACCAACAAGACGCAGACGCUCUCAGCCGUCGGAUCCACCGGCACGAUCAUCUUCAUCUUACUCGAAGCUCGACAAAGCAUCGAAAUCGGACGGUAAAGAUGAAGGGUUAAAAUGGGCAUUACCGUUUUUUGCUUUGGGAAUUUUGAGAUAUAUGAGUGCUACUUCGAAUAUUAUUCAUGAUUGUGAUGAGGUUUUUAAUUAUUGGGAACCGCUUCAUUUUCUUCUUUACAAAACUGGGUUUCAAACUUGGGAAUAUAGUUCACAGUUUGCUCUUCGGUCGUAUUUGUACCUUUUAUUUCAUGAAAUUGUGGCUCGACCAGCUUUGUGGGUGUUUGGUGAUGAUAAAGUGAGAGUGUUCUAUGCUGUGAGAUUCUUUCUUGGUUUUCUGUCCGUUGUCACCGAGACUGUUCUUGUGGUAGCUAUUUCAAGAAAGUAUGGAAAACGACUUGCUUGUUAUACACUUGCUAUGCUGUGCUUAGCCAGCGGCUGUUUCUUUGCUAGCACAAGUUUCUUGCCAAGUUCAUUUUCCAUGUAUGCAAUCUCUCUUGCCUCGGGUUUAUUUCUGCUUGAUAAACAUGCUGCGGCAGUUGCUGUUUCUGCUAUUGGUGUGAUACUUGGCUGGCCAUUCUCAAUCUUGGCUUUUCUUCCAGUGACACUUUAUUCUUUAUAUAUAAAAUUCAAACAGGCAUUUAUUGGUGGGGCUGUCACAUCAGCAAUUCUUCUUGCAUUGUCAGUCGUUACUGACUAUAACUAUUAUGGAAAAUGGACUUCAUCAGUCUUGAAUCUUCUAAUAUACAACGUAGCUGGAGGCGGUGAAAGUCAUCUGUAUGGGACCGAAGGACCUCUCUUUUAUCUGAAGAAUGGAUUUAACAAUUUCAACUUUUGUUUUGUUCUUGCUAUGCUGUUCUUGGGAAUUUUGCCUAUUGCUAAGAAGAAAUAUGCGCCAGACCUGCUUAUUGUGAUCUCUCCUUUAUACAUUUGGCUGGGUUUUAUGUCUUUGCAGCCACAUAAAGAAGAAAGGUUCCUCUAUCCAGUAUAUCCACUUAUUUGUGUUGCUGCUUCUGCUGUCAUUGAGAGCUUCCCUGACCUUUUCCGUGACAAGUAUGAUUCAUCUGACAAUUCUUUAAUAGUGAAGGUAGCCAAAUUUCUGAGGCCGGUGGUUCUUAGCAUUAUAUUAUAUUCCUCUCAUGCUCGUACAUUUUCUCUGAUUCAUGGUUACCAAGCUCCUAUUGAGAUUUACAAGAUUUUAGAGCACCACGACGAUGUAGCAAAUGGUUCUGUACUUUGUGUUGGGAGUGAAUGGCAUCGUUACCCAUCGUCAUUUUUCGUCCCAGAUUUUGUGGGACAAGUUCGAUGGAUUGAUGAUGGUUUUGGAGGUCUUCUUCCCUUCCAAUUUAAUUCUACCCUAGGUGGGACUGCGGCAGCACCACCAUACUUUAAUAACAAGAACAUGGCAUCAGAAGAGCAAUAUCUACAUGAUAUCGAUGCCUGCACUUUCCUCGUUGAGCUACAGCUAAAGCGGCCUUACCUGACCCGUGGAAGCGACUUAUCAACAUGGGAGGCUAUUGCUGCAUUACCAUAUCUGGAUAGGGAGCUUUCACCAGCUUUGUAUAGGUCAUUUUUCAUCCCUUACCUCUGGCAAGAAAAGAAUGUUUUUGGCAUGUAUAAACUGCUCAGAAGAAUACCGAAAUGAUUCUAUUUAACCGGCAAAGGAGUGUCUGGAUAGUCCUUGAUUAUGGUGGUGGGAUUUACAUGAAAAAAAAAAACAAUUUUGUUAGACACUGAUCUUUUAGGAUUUUUCCCAUCUGUCGAGUAUUUUGAUUUAGUUCUAGUCUUCUCUUAAAUUUCUACAAUGUUGGAUGCUGAAAUAUACUUUCUCCCACUGAAACAUUCAUUUUAUUAAUCUUGUACAGUUGAAUUCUAAUGUUUAUGCAAUUAGUACCACCUGAUUAUAGCAA